UAUCUACUACUCCACGCACUCUCUGCUUAACAGUCAACGACCAAACCAAAUGCUUCUCCGCCUUCUCUAAACCCCCAACCACUGCCCACCGCCGCCAUCUCCACCUCCUUCAGCUGCAACUGAGCUCCAAUGGACAGCUCCGAAGAACCCAACAAGCCCAUCUUCUACGACUCAUCCUCUCCCUCCACCCCCCUCCUCUCCAAACCCCCAAUCGAAGACCCACCACCGCCACCGUCCCCUCCGCAAUCUUACACCGACCCACCGGAAUCCGAUACCGACCCGACCCAGUAUCUCCAGAUCUCCUACAACCACGGCCCCCGCCAUUUCAAAGACCUCCCCUUUCUAAUCCUUCACCUCCUCUUUAUCCUGGCCACCUUCGCCAUUGGAAUCUUCGCCGUCGUCCACCGCAACCAAAAUUACACCGCCCUCUCCUCCUUCUCCUACGACUCCGACUCCGCCUCCUGCGUCAAAAACGAAACUUUGACCCGUCUCCCCAACUGGGUCGUACCCACUUUCUCCUCUUCCACCUCUCUGCUCAAAGAUUUGAUAUGGACCCUCGUAAUUACGUUGAUUCUAAGCCUGCCCAUUUGCUUCAGUCUGCUGAUUCUCCUCAAACACUACGCCAAGCAAGUCGUCUACGUCUUCCUCCCCUUCUUCAUCCUCUUCCCAAUCUUCUUCAACGUCUACUGGUUCGUCGCCUGCACUCUCAGCUCCACCUGCAGCGACGCUCUCCCUUUAGUUUACAGAAUUUUGAUUCUGAUUUUCGUGUUUUUGGUAAUUGGGGUCGUUGUGUGGAUUCUUGUUGUGAAUUGGCAUCGGAUUGAGCUCACUGUGAGCAUAAUCGGGGUGGCAUCCCAUGCGCUUUCCCGGAACUUGGGCUUGUUCGGGGUUCUGCCGUGUUUGACACUAGGAUUGGUGGUUUACUAUGCGCCCAUUGUUGUGUUCUUGGUCUAUGCCAGGUUCAAUGGGAAGAUUGCGCCGCGGGAAUCGAAUGGAGUGUAUAGUUGUGUGUGGAAGCAGGAUGGUUGGGUGCCUGCUUAUUACGCAUUGGCGAUUUUGACAAUGUUGUGGUCGUUUACGACGAUGGUGGAAGCUCAGGUGUAUGUGAUUAGUGGGACUGUUGCUCAGUGGUAUUUCACUAAGGAGGAUUCAACUCCGAAGCGGAUUAUCAGGAGCUCUUUAAGAAAUGCCUUUGGCCCCAACUUUGGCACAGUAUGCCUAUCUGGAUUACUUUUAUCUGUUGUUCGAGUUGUUCGUGCCAUGGUUGAUGGUGCAAGACAAGACGGUUCACCUGGGAUGGUGUAUUUUGUAAUGCGCUGUUGUGUUAAUGCCUUAUUGUCAGCGAUUGAUUUUCUCAACAAGUUCACAAUCAACUUUGCGGCAAUAACUGGUGAAGCUUACUGCUCAUCUGCAAAAAUGACGUAUGAGCUUCUAAAGCGCAAUCUUCUCUCGGCGGUUUUUGUGGAAACCAUCUCCACUCGUCUAUUGGCUGGAAUUGUUUUUGUACUCUCAGCAAUAUAUGCAAUUGUGGUCUGCGCUAUCUUACAAGCUGCGACCAGUCUUGGGGUUGAUUCGUACUUUGUGGCAGUUCUGGCGUGGGUGCUGCUGAUCUUGGUACUGGGUUUCUUUGUUCAUGUGCUGGACAAUGUAAUUGACACCGUGUACGUGUGCUACGCCAUAGAUAGGGACAGAGGAGAGGUUUGUAAACAGGAAGUUCACGAGGUUUACACUCACUUACCCAUUAGUCGAAACCAUAGACCAUCUUCUAUGAUCUCCAGAACUCUGGGUGUAUAAAUUAAUCUUUGAUUUACAAUGUUGUGGUGUUGAUUUGUUCUUUGUGUCAAGUUGGAAUUGCUUGCCGGUAGAUUGUGCAUAUCGAGUGUUUCUUUGUAACGAUUUCUGAGGUUUCAUCAAUAAAGAGAAUUCUUCAAGGAGAAA
Molecule: messenger RNA, 1938 nt
Organism: Pyrus x bretschneideri (Chinese white pear)
Lineage: Eukaryota; Viridiplantae; Streptophyta; Magnoliopsida; Rosales; Rosaceae
Product: CTL-like protein DDB_G0288717
Biological process (GO): transmembrane transport
Cellular component (GO): membrane
Molecular function (GO): transmembrane transporter activity
Source: RefSeq, a predicted model, not a curated record